GAUAUUGCCAGUGUUACUAUUUAAAUGAUAUGUUCAAAAGUAAUAAAACGCGCUCGAUAUCCCUGUUUAUUUUAUUGACCACUCGCCAGAUGUUUGCGCAUUGUUUUCCAGUGCGCAGUAGUUUCUCUAUCGUGAAAUCGGGACUCUGUUUUAGUAUUAUAUCUAUUCUGCCAUUUUGAAAAUAGUGGCGUGUAUGGAUUAGACCUAGUGUUUUUUAUGUGACAAAUAUGUCCGGGAGCAAUGAUAAAGUGUCGACUACGCAGCGUAUGAUUCAAAGUGUUGCUUUCCCUCCUAGCCACAAGCUUACCGUAUCUGAAGUUUUCGAUGAAAAAUCUGGAAAACCUUUGCCAGAUGUACUGAAGCAACAUUUUAUCUUAGAGGGCCGAAUCGAGGAAAAUGCAGCUUUACGAAUCAUCCAAGAUGGUGCCACCUUAUUACGAUCUGAAAAAACUAUGAUCGAGAUUGAUUCACCGGUUACCGUGUGCGGAGACGUCCAUGGCCAGUUUUACGAUUUGAUGAAAUUAUUUGAAGUGGGAGGUUCACCCUCGUGCACCAAGUAUUUAUUCUUAGGUGAUUAUGUCGACCGAGGUUAUUUUAGUAUAGAAUGUGUUCUCUACCUCUGGGCCUUGAAAUUGUGCUAUCCGAAGACAUUAUUUCUAUUACGCGGUAAUCAUGAAUGCCGACAUUUGACAGAAUAUUUUACUUUCAAACAGGAAUGCAAAAUUAAGUAUUCUGAAAAAGUGUAUGAUGCAUGUAUGGAAGCCUUCGAUUGCUUACCUCUGGCUGCUCUUAUGAAUCAGCAGUUCCUAUGUGUGCAUGGGGGUCUUUCUCCUGAGAUAAACAGCUUAGAUGAUAUUCGUAAACUAGAUAGAUUCAAAGAACCACCUGCAUUUGGAGCAAUGUGUGAUCUGCUGUGGUCUGAUCCCCUUGAAGAUUUUGGAAAUGAAAAAAAUGCAGAGCAUUUCUCGCACAACUCUGUAAGAGGUUGUUCAUAUUUUUACAGCUAUGCUGCUUGCUGUGACUUUCUCCAAAGAAACAAUUUGUUGUCAAUCAUACGUGCCCAUGAGGCUCAAGAUGCUGGUUAUCGAAUGUAUCGUAAGAGCCAGACCACUGGUUUCCCAAGUCUCAUCACUAUUUUUUCUGCCCCAAAUUACUUGGAUGUCUAUAACAAUAAGGCUGCUGUCUUAAAGUACGAAAACAAUGUUAUGAACAUUCGACAAUUCAACUGUUCUCCUCACCCGUAUUGGCUGCCAAACUUCAUGGAUGUGUUCACCUGGUCCUUGCCUUUUGUCGGUGAAAAAGUUACUGAAAUGUUGGUAAAUGUGUUAAACAUUUGCUCUGAUGAUGAACUGAUGUCGGAAGGAGAUGAUGCAUUGGAGGAAGCUAAUCUCAGAAAAGAAGUUAUACGUAACAAAAUCCGUGCUAUUGGUAAAAUGGCACAUGUCUUUUCAGUGCUUCGUGAGGAAAGUGAGUCUGUACUGCAGCUGAAGGGGCUUACCCCUACAGGUGCUCUUCCACUAGGUGCGUUAUCAGGUGGAAAAACAUCUCUCAAAAAUGCUUUGCAAGGAUUUUCUCCCAACCACAAAAUCACUUCCUUUGCUGAGGCAAAAGGCUUAGAUGCCAUUAAUGAGCGAAUGCCCCCCCGUAGAGAUGGCCAACGUACUCCAGAUGCACAGGAAAAGAAGCCUCAUGUGAACAGCAAUGCACACUCGUGAAGUGCUCGCUGAUAUUUCUCUUCGAUCCUUAAUUUACUGCCCACGAUUAUAGUGAUAGUGAAAUAUGUGUGACGGAGACUCAGCUUUUGGAAUGAUAUUUCACGUUCAUAAUAACUAGGUGGAUUUGAAGGGAAUUGUCAUUAUAGAUACUAAAUAUUUUAAAUUUGGAUUUAACUUUUUUUCAAUAGUUGAAAUUAAAAUUUCUCUUAAGAUAUU
Messenger RNA from Melitaea cinxia (Glanville fritillary), 1931 nucleotides. It is a transcript of the gene Cna, whose product is annotated as serine/threonine-protein phosphatase 2B catalytic subunit 3-like. Gene Ontology annotation, biological process: calcineurin-mediated signaling. Gene Ontology annotation, cellular component: cytoplasm; calcineurin complex. Gene Ontology annotation, molecular function: calmodulin-dependent protein phosphatase activity; calmodulin binding. The coding region runs from base 228 to 1715 and encodes 495 amino acids. The transcript has a single exon. Lineage: Eukaryota; Metazoa; Arthropoda; Insecta; Lepidoptera; Nymphalidae. The record is from RefSeq and is a predicted model, not a curated record.